AUGCUCAACUUUCAACUACAACCUCGCGAGGCUCUGGUCGCCCAUACUAGACAGGAUCCGGCGUCCGGUAUGGUUCCAAAAAUAAUAUCGACUUCUCGUAUCUCUCGUCCGGGAUGGACUUUGAUCAGAUACUUGAUAGUCGCAAGAAUUAAUGGGGAGUUAAUCCUUUGUAUGAUUAUGUUCAAGUAUGAUGGUGGUUAG
Messenger RNA from Fusarium pseudograminearum CS3096, 201 nucleotides. RefSeq lists its product as uncharacterized. The record is from RefSeq and is a predicted model, not a curated record. NCBI's taxonomy places the organism in Eukaryota, Fungi, Ascomycota, Sordariomycetes, Hypocreales, Nectriaceae. The coding region runs from base 1 to 201 and encodes 66 amino acids. The transcript is spliced from 2 exons.